Leptosia nina is the source of this 996-nucleotide messenger RNA. The record is from the annotation of a GenBank genome assembly. NCBI's taxonomy places the organism in Eukaryota, Metazoa, Arthropoda, Insecta, Lepidoptera, Pieridae.
AUGAUACCAGAUAACGUGACACUUAUUGUGAAGGCUCCUAACCAACAAAUUGAGGACCAGAAUAUUGAAUGCCAGACUUCAUGGACAGUGAGACAGUUGAAAGGUCAUCUAUCUGAAGUUUAUCCAAGUAAACCGAAAACAGAAGAACAGAAAAUAAUCUACUCUGGCCAAUUACUAGACGAUAAUUCAGUAUUGAAGGAUGUUUUACGUAAUUAUGAGAACCCAAUACCUCACACAAUGCACCUAGUGUGCACAUCAAAGAACAAAAUGGACACACCCAUACCAAGUACAGAUGGACUACGAAAUAGAAAUGUUGGAGAGAGACCGAGCGAGACAGUGCGACCAGAAAUGAGACAGAAUGAUCAGAACCACACAGUUGAAAUGCAAAACUAUCUAAGCUAUUUUGUCAAUAAUUAUGGAAGGGUACCACCAUACCAGAAUUACAAUUUCAAUGAUAGAUAUAUGCCAAUGCAACAAGCCUAUAUGCAGUAUAUGCAACAGUAUGCUAAUUUAUGGCAAGCAUACGCAGUCAACACAGUACCCCCCCAGGAAGCGGCCCCCGCGCCUGCUCCUCCUCCGCCGCCUCAGCCAGUCCGAGAAGAGGAGGGUCUGGAUUGGUUGGACCAUUUAUACGUCGCGUCGCGGAUCGCUGUCUUCAUCUCGCUCUUUUAUUUCUACGGCAGUCCGGCGAGGCUGCUGCUAGUUGUAAUACUCGUACUGACUGGAUAUUUACAUCAAAUCGGUUUCUUCCGCGAUUUGCUGAUGAACCCUAACAAUAAUCUGCAACAGAACGACAGAAAUCGUGCUGAGCCGCCCCGACCACAAGCUCAGGCGGAUCCAGCCGCUCAGGGGGCGCAAGAGACCCCCCAAGCUGCGCCGGAAACACCGGACCCUUCAAACAACCAAAACCCACCAGAGGACGAGCAAUCGUUAUUCGCUGUCACUUGGACGAUAUUUACAACGUUUUUUGCGUCACUAAUACCAGAAGCUAAUUAA